AUGGAGGGGUGUCCAUUUCUGUGAGGAGUUGGUUUCAACCUUCCAGCUGCACAGUUUUGACAUAAGGACUCCUUUCAGACAAGUGCUGUGUUAAAGACAGUGGAAAGUGGAGGCAGAGGGAUACCAAAUUAUGAAUAUACUUUUGGCUGCUUACAGAGGGGACAUAGUAUCUCUGCGCAGGAGCAGAUGUGAAUGCUGUGGAUUAUGACGGACGGUCAGCGCUGCACGUCGCAGCCUCUGAGGGAUGUCUGGAUGUCAUCAAGUUCCUGGUGGAGAACGCAGGUGCAGAGUGCACACUCAAGGACAGUUGCUAAAGGAAAAGAUCAAUGGAGUUGAAGGAACAAAACUGGAUGAAGAAUUCCUCAACAUGGAAAGGAAAACUGAUAUUACCCACAAACUGAUUCUCGACCUUGUUCCAAAAACUAUAGGAUAUCUUCAGCCAAACCCAGCAUACAGAGCAAAACUCAGCGUGCUCAAUACAGUGUCCAAAAUUCGUGGGCAGGUGAAGGCUGUGGGCUAUCCUCAGACGGAGGGCAUUCUUGGAGAUUGCAUGUUGUGCUAUGGCAAUGAGCUUGGAGCUGAGUCUGGUUUUGGUUUUGCUCUGCUUGAAAUGGGAGAGGCUUUGAAACAAGUAGCCCAGGCAAAAGACUGCAUGGAUGUCCGAGUGAAACGAACCUUCAUUGAUCCUCUGCAGUCCCUGCAGCACAAAGAGCUGAAGGAAAUUGCGUAUCAUCUGAGAAAACUUGAAGGUCGGCGUCUAGAUUUUGAUUACAAAAAAAGGCGUAAAGGAAAGAUUGCAGACUCUGAAAUUAAGAAAGCAUUUGAAAAGUUUGAAGAAUCCAAAGAAUUGGCUAAGAGAAGCAUGUUUAAUCUCCUGGAGAGAGAUGUACAACGGAUGCAACACCUCUCAGGUCUUUUAGAAGCAGUGAUGGACUACCACCGCCAGUCAUCCCAGAUUCUAGAACAUCUCAGGAGUAGUUUGCAGAGCAGGAUAGCAGACGCAAGCAAUCAACCCAAAAGGGAAUUUGCAUCUAAAUCAGUUGCGAGCACAGUUUGCUACACGGAUACUUAUGGAUUUUCCACAUGCUCAUCCGAUACUGAGAUUACUGAAGCUUUGAGUGAAAAAUUCUUUCUUUACCAGAUGCAACGGUUGUGGUUCACCCUCCUGACAAAGUCACCAUCAAAGCUCAAACAACAGACAAACCAACCAGCAACAAUGAUAGCGGCCCCCUCUUGGAUCAGCCCUGCUGUCAGGCACUUUACAGUUUCCAGCCUGAGAACCAGGGAGAGCUGGGCUUUAAGGAGGGUGACAUCAUCAUUCUGACCAGCCAGAUCGAUGAGAACUGGUGUGAGGGAAUGGUUAGAGGGGAGGCUGGCUUAUUUCCCAUGAACUACGUCAAAGUCCUUGUACCUCUGCCACACUGACAGCGGGAAGGCACUGCAGCUGGACAACAUGAACUGUGCCAGUUUUUGGAGAUUAAAAAACUUGGAUUAUUUGAUAAAGGUUAAUAUGUGAAGCACUUCUGAGCCCAUGCUUUAUAUUUAUCUGUAUUAUCAAUAUGCAAAGUAAUGUACCCUGCCUUGUAUUCUUUAUCUGAUUAUUUUUUAUGAAUCUUAAAAUGUUAAAUAAAUAUGCUGCUAUAUAAAAAACGUAAGUAUCCUAUAUGUAAGUGCACUAUGAAUGUUUGAUCAUUUUAAUACAAUAUGGUCAUAGACUGAUUAGUUUAUAUUUUUCUCAUUUUAAUAGCACUAAGAAACAUUAAAUUACUUCUCAGGAGUGAUUUUAUUUUUUCUUUGUCUUUCCUUAAAAAUAAAUCAAAUUGUACAGUGCA
This is a messenger RNA of Cyprinus carpio (common carp), 1832 nucleotides long. Its product is annotated as endophilin-A3-like. Gene Ontology annotation, molecular function: protein binding. Gene Ontology annotation, biological process: synaptic vesicle uncoating. NCBI's taxonomy places the organism in Eukaryota, Metazoa, Chordata, Actinopteri, Cypriniformes, Cyprinidae. Bases 245 to 1324 code for a protein of 359 amino acids. Gene Ontology annotation, cellular component: cytoplasm; glutamatergic synapse; presynapse. The transcript is spliced from 14 exons. The record is from RefSeq and is a predicted model, not a curated record.